Thlaspi arvense is the source of this 1032-nucleotide messenger RNA. The record is from the annotation of a GenBank genome assembly. NCBI's taxonomy places the organism in Eukaryota, Viridiplantae, Streptophyta, Magnoliopsida, Brassicales, Brassicaceae.
AUGGUUUUCUCAUCCGUCCCAAGUUUUUUAGAUCCACCAAUUAAUUGGACUCAGUCUGCAAAUACGAAUAAUCAUCCUCAUCAUCUUCAGCUACAAGAAAGUGGAAGUCUAGUUAAUGGCCACCAAGUACUCUCUCACCACUUCCCACAAGACCCUAACCCUAACCACCACCAUGUUGACACCGCAGCCGCCUCUACCGUUGAUCCGGCCAGUCUCAAUGGCUCAGCGGCUGAGAGAGCGAGGCUAGCAAAGAACUCUCAGCCGCCUGAGGGAGUCCUAAAGUGCCCACGAUGCGACUCAGCCAACACCAAAUUCUGUUAUUUCAACAACUACAACCUCACGCAGCCACGUCACUUCUGCAAGGCUUGCCGCCGCUACUGGACACGUGGCGGUGCCUUGAGGAACGUCCCGGUGGGUGGUGGCUGCCGGAGAAACAAGAAGGGUAAAACCGGAAAUUCAAAGCCUUCCUCCUCCUCACAGAACAAGCAGUCAACGUCUAUGGCUAACGCUCCAAGCCCUACAACUACUAGUAAUGUCCAGCUACAAACAAAUAGUCAAUUCCCCUUUUUGCCUACUCUACAGAACCUCACUCAACUCGGUGGUAUCGGUUUAAACUUAGCUGCCAUUAAUGAAAAUAAUAGUGGAAACGGUAACAAUAGUUCAGGUUUCUGGAAUGGUUUAGGGUUUUUUCAUGGAGCUAAUACUUCAGGUCCGGUCAUGGCUAACAACAACAACAACAACAACAAUGAGAACAACAUUAUGACUUCUCUUGGAUCAGCGAACCAUUUUGCUUUGUUCGAUCGAACCAUGGGAUUAUAUUCUUUACCUAAUGAGGGCAACAUGGGAUUAUCUUCUUCCUCAGCUUCUAGGGUUUCUCAAACUGCUCCGGUUAAGAUGGAAGAAGCUCAUUUGGGUAAUAUAAGCCGUUCGGUUUCGGGUUUGAGAUCUCCAGGGAAUCAAUCCAAUCAAUAUUGGACUGGUUUGGGUUUUGCCGGUUCUUCUUCUAACGAUCAUCAUCAGCACCUAAUGUGA